UGAGAAACACUGAGCGCCUAACUGUGAGUGGAUUAAAAAUGCUUCUGCUCCUGAGCUGCUGUAUUAUUGCAGGCAUCGCAGCAAAUGAAGCACAGGUGGUGCAGUACGGGUUGAAAAACAGCUCAGUAUGUCUACAUGUUGGGGAAUCAGCAGUAAACCUAAGGGUUGACUGGAGUUUCAAGAAGAGAUACAUUAUUCUAAAUCGAAAAUUCAACCCCAAUUACACAGAGAGAGCGGAUUAUCAUCCUGGCAACGGCUCUCUGUGCAUCAAGAAACUGGCAGAGUCAGAUAAUGGUGUGUAUGAUGCAGAAGCACCCAAGGGCUUUGACAAACUAACAUGGGAAUUCCUCCUCAUUGUCCAAGAAACCGUUCCAGAGCCAGAUAUCAGGGUCACAGUCCUGUUGUCCAACGAAUCAGCCGACUUCUGCACCAUCAUGGUGAACUGCUCCAUCCAGGACAGCUGGGCCUUUACUGUCUGCAACCAAGACCGCUGCCCAGUAUCUCAGAGAUCAUUCGGCACGAUCAACAUCACCAUCUCCCUCACCAGCACAACUGUUGUCUGCCACGGCAACAACCACGUCAGCACCAGCAAAAGCUCUAAGAGACUGGACAAGACAUGCUUCAAAGAUCAAGACUUCAAGACCAUCAUCAAAAACACAUGGCCAGAGGGAGCAGUUUUAUUGUCCAUUUUGGCACUUUUCUUGGUCCUAAGCUGUGUGUUGAUCAUCUUGGUUAAGAGGUAUCACAGCUCAAAAGAAUGGAACAACCAGCAGGCAGAGACUGCAACUCAAGUAGAAAGACUGUCAGUGGAGGCACAGCCCGCUGCAGACAAUGAACCUUCCUCCUGUCAGCCUGUGCGUGUUCAUGAAGUCUCACACAUCACAACCAGCACACCAGGAGCGGGAGCAGGACCUGAUCUGAAAGCAGAUUCUGUCUACUGCGUUUUACAGUUACCGUUUGCAGCUGCCUCGCUGGAUAAGAGGGGCAACAAAAAAGACGGGAAAGGACAAGAGAAAACUGACUCCCCUGAUGCUGAGGGGACAUCGACGUGCAGCAAAGUGUGUUAUGAAUCCAGGAAUCAAUCCAGGGUCAAUAUGAGUGCCAGAGAAAGGUCAGAGGACUUGUCGCAGUCACUCUAUGCAACUGUUCAACCAGUGAAGCCAAGAAGUGCAUCACCAGUGGCAACAGGAAAGCCCUCUCUUCAUGGAGAUGGAGAUGGAGAUGGAGAUGCAGAGGCUGUGCAGUGCCACCAAGAGGCCAGAGGGAGCUCUGCCACGCCAGAGAGGACACAGCUCCCUGAGACUGAAACUGUGUACAGUGUAGCACAGUGGCCAAGACAUCCUGCGAGGUCAGAGCGCCCUCCACAGGCCAGAGGGGAUUAUCAAGGCCGGGGAGUUGACACAUGAAGUAAGAGACGCAUGAACACACUGCGUGAAACCAGACUCCUUUGCUACUGAGCUGAGACUGUGAACAUAAAUGUAAGAAAUAUGUAUCUAUUUUUUUUUUUUUUAGAUCUUUGUAGGUAAUGCAGUGAUUUUGUAUAUAUUGUAUUGAUUUGUUUUAAUAAUUUAAUUCCAUGAAAAUGAAUUCCGUGAUCACUGACACCUCUGUGAUGGGUGUUACAUUAUAGGGCGACACUGCAGUCUCUGUACAUGUGCAUUAAGUGUGAACAGGUAAAAAUAGGUUAAAGGUUGAUUAUAUGCUUGCCAUUGUUGAGUGUAGUUGCAAAUGAUCCUUGAAGUCAGCGGUUCUCAACCUGAGGCCCGGGGACCUCCCAGGGGUCCUUGACGAGCUUCCACAGGGCACCCAGAAAAAUGGGGAAUAUUUUAAUUUCACUAUUAUUUUAUUGACUAGAAUGACUAGAAUAUAAAGUUAAGACAACCAAGGGUGUUGAGCAACAUUCUCCAUGUUUUCUAGUUGUGAAAAUUGACCUUUAAAUACAACACAACUGAAAUCAAAUUAAUUGAAAUCAAAUAAUUUCACCUCACUAACUUUACUGCUAAGGCCUACCACAGUAAUGUUACACCCUCAGCAAAGCAUGAAGCCGAUUUACAGCAGUCAGAAAGCAAUAUAGAAAACUUUUUUGGACAUGUAAAUGC
Messenger RNA from Myripristis murdjan (pinecone soldierfish), 2099 nucleotides. RefSeq lists its product as uncharacterized. Gene Ontology annotation, cellular component: membrane. Lineage: Eukaryota; Metazoa; Chordata; Actinopteri; Holocentriformes; Holocentridae. The record is from RefSeq and is a predicted model, not a curated record. The transcript is spliced from 5 exons. Bases 39 to 1406 code for a protein of 455 amino acids.